Molecule: messenger RNA, 1143 nt
Organism: Didymodactylos carnosus
Lineage: Eukaryota; Metazoa; Rotifera; Eurotatoria; Philodinida; Philodinidae
Source: the annotation of a GenBank genome assembly
AUGUAUGCUGCCAUGAGCUCUUCUUAUGGUUUAAUGAACACAAAUGCUAUUAUCAAUCCGUCGACUAGUCAUCAUCAUCAUAAUUAUGUCAUAGAAUCACCAUCAUCAUCAUCAUCAAAUAAAUAUUCAACAACAUCAUUAUUAGAUGUAGGAGUAAACAAUAACGAUUAUGGUAAUAACAAUGGUGCUACAGCCGCACUAUUACCCUCCUAUCAUACAAAUUCACAUUUAUCUCAGAAUGGGACACACAUUAUUGGCCAAAUAUCAUCAUCAACAUCAAAUGGGAAUGGCAAUUCUUCUUUAAUACAACAACAACAGGACUAUUAUACAUCGUCCUAUCGUCCACAAUCUUCAAAUUAUAGUUUUCAUGAUAAUCUAUAUCGUUCAUCACAUUAUACACCUACAUCUCCCAGCGCAUCGUGUGCUUAUACCUGUCAUGGAUCGUUAAAUGGACCUCUCUAUUCUGCUCAAAUUCCAUUAUCAAACACCGGUGUUCAACAACAACAACUCUCAUCAACUGAGGUCACCUCUUCAUCUCAAAUUUUGGGAUCACUUGAUCAUUAUGGUUUAUCAUCAGUUAGUCCGUGUCAACAACAGCAACAGUCACCUAGUAGCACAAAUAGCCCUGAUUUGCAACAACAACAUCUUUAUACAAAUAAUCUCGCCUCUCAUCAUCUUGAACAAACUCAACAACAAGCAGAAAAGAGCAAUCAACCACCACCAGUCAUUUAUCCAUGGAUGAGAAAAGUUCAUAUUAAUAAUCCAGUCACUAAUUUUACAAAUGGUGAAACAAAACGUGCUCGUACCGCUUACACUCGACAUCAAGUUUUGGAACUAGAAAAAGAAUUUCAUUUUAGUAAAUAUUUGACACGUCGUCGACGAAUUGAAAUUGCACAUUCACUUUGUUUAACAGAACGACAAAUUAAAAUUUGGUUUCAAAAUCGACGUAUGAAAUGGAAAAAAGAUCAUAAACUUCCAAAUACAAAAUCGAAAUUACCCGAUACAGUACCAAAUACUACGCUAUCAACACCAACAUCUUCGACAUCAUCUCAAAUGAAUAAUGAAGAAUUAGAUAGUCCAGAUAUAAUUAAAAAAGAACAUAAUAUAAUUAAAGAAGAAUCAUUUUCACCAAGAUCUACCUGA